Molecule: messenger RNA, 2041 nt
Organism: Spinacia oleracea (spinach)
Lineage: Eukaryota; Viridiplantae; Streptophyta; Magnoliopsida; Caryophyllales; Amaranthaceae
Exons: 10
Coding region: 893-1984 (363 amino acids)
Source: RefSeq, a predicted model, not a curated record
UGAACCGAACAUGAAUACUCCAAAGAAGCGUAACAGUGGAACAGAAGUACCGUCGUCUCUGUUGUCGGGGGAUGGUUUUUCUGCGUAUUGUGACAUUGAAGGUAUUUUGACAUUGGUGCGAAGUUUUUCACAAGAAAAAAAAAAUGUCCUUCAGUCAAUUGGAUUCGGAUGUUUACUGAGAUACAACUGCCUUACUCUUAGAAGUAGUAUGUGUAUUUGGAUGUUGGAAGCAUUUGACCUGUAUAAUUUGACUUUCAACAUUAACGGCGAGGUGAAAACCUUUACACCAUUACAUGUACAAUACAUAUUAGGUUUUAAUGAUGAGGGUGACACUAUUUGUGAAGAUGAAUGGAAAGACAUAACUCUUGAAGAUUUGACUUUGAAUUUUGAGAAAUUGGACAUCAAGACUAUGUCUUCAAUAGCUCAGAAACUUGAAGCCCACGAUGAUAAUUUUAAGAGGGCAUUUGUUUUACUACUUAUGACUUCCUUUUUUGCCCCAACAACGACAAAGAAGCCAAAAAGGUGGUGGGUUCAUCUUGUCAAGAAUGUCGACCUCAUUCCUCUGCUAAAUUGGGGGAAAUUUAUUUUUGACAACUUAGUUGAUGCAGCUAAGGCAUACAAAGAAAACAAAAUCGGUCCAUUUGGUGGAUGUAUAUUGUUCUUCAUGAUUAUGUUCUGUAAUUACUCAAUUCAAAGAGAUUUGGAUGACCUUUGGAAGUACAACCUUCCAAGAAUUGUCUUAUGGGAUGACAACAAAACAAGAACACUGCACAAGUACAUUGUCUACAAGAUAGGUGGAUAUCGCUGUGGAAAGGUAAAUCCAUACUUAUAUUACUUGCAUUAUUUCACUAAACUCCUAACUUUCAUGGUUUUUUGUGGAAUUAUAUAGUUGAUGGUUAAAUUAGAAGCACAAAAGCAAUUAGUGAAAGGUGACGAGAAACAAGUGGAUAGAGAAAACCUGGAUCAUUUUGCAAAUGUUGAGAUCAUGAUUGGCUCACUUAAGAAGGACUUGGGUGAUGUUAAAACACAAAUUGUCUCUUUGACUGCGCUGUAUAGGAAUGUUGACGCUAAUUUUAGCAAGAUCCUCAAAUCAGUUACUACAAUAGCAAAUCUUGUCAAGGAGGUCAAAAAUGAGUUGGUUGAAGGCUCUUCUAAAAGUGAAUCUGAAUCAGUUGAAGAAGUUAAUAGUAUGAAAAUGGAUGUGGAUGUGGAUGAAGAUGAGAGAGAAAUGAGGGAGAAAAUUGUGCUAGACACCACUGAAAUUGAUUUUGAACACAAAAUAGUUCAAGAAAAGUUAGACAAUGAUGGAGGGGAAGGACAAAAUACAGAAUUGAAAAAUAAUUUUAAACAACCACAUGAUGAGGAUGUUAACAACGCAUCAAUAGAGGAUGGUACUGAUAAAGCGUCCACAAAGGAUGGUACUCAUGAUUUUCUGGUGUUUGAGGAUCAUAAUUAUGGGAAUGAUGAACUUCAGGUUGACGCUGAAAUCGAGAACAAUCAAGAAUUGGCUUUUAACAACGGAGUACAUGUUAAUAAACCCUCGGAAACCAUGGAUCUUCAAUCUAAGUCAUUGAUAGCAGAUGUUGGAUCAAGCCGAAUAGAGGUUGACGCUGAAUUUGGAGACAAUCAAGAACGAGCGGUUAACAACAAAGAACAAGCUAAUAAACCCUCAGCCGCAAUGGAUCUUCAACAGUCUUCGGUGGCAGAUUUUGGAUCGAAUGCAAUAGAGGUUGACGCUGAAAUCGGGAACAAUCAAGAAUUGGCUUUUAACAACGGAGUACAUGUUAAUAAAUCCUCGGAAACCAUGGAUCUUCAAUCCAAGUCAUUGAUAGCAGAUGUUGGAUCAAGCCGAAUAGAGGUUGACGCUGAAUUUGGAGACAAUCAAGAACGAGCGGUUAACAACAAAGAACAAGCUAAUAAACCCUCAGCCACAAUGGUACAUUUAAUCUACUUUCCCAACAUUUUUCAGACUAACAUAUGUUGAAACAAAAUGCUUUAUUCUAUUCAGGAUCUUCAACAGUCUUUGGUGGCAGAUUUUGGA